UGAUCUGUACUAGACUGAGUCCAACAAGUCAUGAGAUAGCAGUCACAGGGGGUCAAGAUGACAGGGCGUUGGUAUGGAACACCCAGGAUGGCUCGGUCAUCUUCCAGUGCACAGGCCACGCAGAUACAGUGGCAAGUGUAGGAUUCAGCUACGAUGGCUCCAUGGUAGCAACGGCUGAUAUGAAAGGUAUCAUUAAAGUAUGGAGAGUGGAUCAAGGAAAGGAAAUUUGGUCAUUUGAAGUGUCAGAAGUUGAGUGGAUCCAGUGGCAUCAUGCAGCACCAGUGCUUCUGGCAGGAACAAAGGAUGGUCAGGUCUGGAUGUGGAAGAUUCCAUCCGGAGAAUGUAAAACAUUUGCUGGUUAUGGGCCCAGUGCAGUGUGUGGGCAAAUAUUGCCAGAUGGAAAAUUUGCCGGUGUUGGGUAUGAGGAUGGAAUGGUAAAAAUCUGGGAUUUGAAAACAGCAGCAGCUGUACAUACAAUAUCAGGUCAUGAAGGACACCAGUCAUCUGUAUAUUGUAUGGAUGCUAGUAGCAAUGGCUCGUUAAUACUGACAGGAUCAGAAGACAUGACUGCAAAAGUCAUUAAUUCUUCAACCGGAAAGGUGCUAUCCACACUAAAGUGCCAUGAUUCUGGAGAGGAAGAUAACUCUGUGGAGACUGUUGGAUUCUCUCAUACGCAUGACUAUGCAGCAACAGGCACACUCACUGGGGAUCUGGAAAUUUGGGAUCUCCCUACAAAAUCAGUGAGGCAUAAAUGUGAUCAUCCGUUUGGCAUCGUAAAACUGAUGUGGUCACACACAAGCCCAGUAUUCUAUACUGCCUGUCUCGAUGGUAACUUCAGACAGUUUGAUUCUCGGAACGGCCAGCUAGUUCGAACUUGGCAUGGGCAUGCAGCAGCCAUCUUGGAUUUUGACUUGGCUAAAAAUGAAGGCAUUGCUGUAACAGCUUCAGAUGAUUCUAUUGCCAAGGUGUUCUCGCUGACAGAGCUGUCGAGUUAA
This is a messenger RNA of Candidula unifasciata, 995 nucleotides long. The record is from the annotation of a GenBank genome assembly. Lineage: Eukaryota; Metazoa; Mollusca; Gastropoda; Stylommatophora; Geomitridae.